Messenger RNA from Apaloderma vittatum (bar-tailed trogon), 1018 nucleotides. RefSeq names its product protein phosphatase 1, regulatory subunit 3B (gene PPP1R3B). Lineage: Eukaryota; Metazoa; Chordata; Aves; Trogoniformes; Trogonidae. The transcript has a single exon. Gene Ontology annotation, biological process: regulation of glycogen biosynthetic process. Gene Ontology annotation, molecular function: glycogen binding; protein phosphatase 1 binding. Bases 30 to 893 code for a protein of 287 amino acids. The record is from RefSeq and is a predicted model, not a curated record. Gene Ontology annotation, cellular component: protein phosphatase type 1 complex.
UGUUAGACUAUUUUCCUCACAAACAAGCAAUGGCUGUGGAUGUAGCAAUGCAGCUAUACCUAUGCUCUUCACCCUUGCGAAGAGAGAAGUGUACUUGCAAAAUUGCUCCCAAGCUGAGCAAGCCGUUGCGGCCCUGCAUCCAGCUGAGUGGCAAGACUGUGCUGAAUGGACCAGAAGAAGCAGCAAACUCCUUCACGAACAACAAAGUGAAGAAGAGGGUGUCGUUUGCAGAUAGCAGAGGCUUUGCUUUGACGAUGGUGAAGGUGUUCUCAGAGUUUGACGAUCCACUAGAUAUUCCUUUCAACAUCACCGAGCUGAUAGACAACAUUGUGGGUCUGACAACAGUGGAGAGGAGGGACAGCUUUGUUCUGGAUUUUGUUCAACCCUCUGUGGACUACCUGGACUUCAGAAACCGCCUCCAGGCAGACUGUGUCUGCCUUGAAAACUGUAUGCUAAAGGAGCGAUCUGUUGUAGGAACAGUGAAGGUGAAGAACCUCGCUUUUGAAAAGACUGUGAAGAUCAGGAUGACGUUUGACACCUGGAAAAACUUUGUCGAUUACCCAUGCCAGUAUGUCAAGGAUACGUAUGGAGGGUCAGAUCGGGACACGUUUUCCUUUGACAUCAGCUUCCCUGAGGGAAUCCAAUCCCAUGAAAGAAUUGAGUUUGCCAUCUCCUUUGAGUGCAAUGGCCAGGUGUACUGGGAUAACAACAGGGGCACAAAUUAUAGGAUCAUUCGAUCGGAACUGAAGUCUGCCCAGGAAGCUGUUCGCUCCCCGCAGGGCCCUGACUUUGGCAGCGCCUUUGACCAGUUUGGGAGCCCUCGAUGCUCCUAUGGCCUCUUUCCCGAGUGGCCCAGCUAUUCAGGCUACGAGAAGCUAGGGCCUUACUAUUGACCCAAGAAUAACGUCCUGGUUGACUAACUGUUGCUGGUGUGUGUCUGCAGGCCUGGGAGCUGGUCUGAACGUGAGCUGUAUGUAAAGGUGGGGAAAAGGUAUGGCUCUGUGUAGCUCUGUGUAAG